UCCCCCUCGAAUACAAAAUUGACGUGUUCGAGGAUUUUACGAAAUUUCUAAAUUUAAUACCUUAAAAAAGCCCCUGUAUACUUCUCGUUGGGCCACUCUGUAUACCUAUCUUAACAUUUCGAACAGAGCCAGUAGAGCCAAUAUAAGCAACAACAUUCCCCCAAAACAUGUUUUGUAAAAGUGUUUGUACUUUCUAGGUUCUCUGGUCGCUGCCGAUUAUUUGUUGCCGCCCAUUGAUUUUUACAGGCCGAAGGUGUGGUUUAAAUAUUUAAUUAAAGCAAACAACAACAGACGUAUCGCAUGAAAAAUGUGUAGAUAACAUCGGAAUUUCGUAUGCGGUGGCAUUAUGAUAGUACAACUCGCUUUAAACGGCACCUUCUUAUGGGUUAUGCUGACAGUUUAGUGCAACAAACGGCCCCCGUUUGUAUGAAAUGAGCAGUUGGGCAGCGAGGAUGCAUCGGCGCGCUGCCACCUUCAGUAACGUGGUUACCUCGUGCGGACAUCCCUCCGGCCCCUAUCCUCGUAGAUUAGAGAAGGUUAAAUUCGGCGUACCUCUUGAGGAAGUUUGUAAGAAUGACAUUCCGGGACCACUGCUUGUGUUAAUUUUAAAGCUAAAUAAAGAAGCGCCAUAUCGUAAGGAUGUGUUCCGUGCACCCGGCCAUCAGGGUGCCAUGAAGAAACUGACACAUUUUUUACAAACUGGCCGUUUGUUAAAUAUGGAUAAUUUCAGUGUUUACACAAUUGCUAGUGUUCUAAAGAAAUUUCUUCGUAAAAUUCCCGGCGGUAUCUUUGGUAAAGAGACAGAGUUAGAGUUUUUCCAAAUUAUCGAUAUGACUGAUGUACAAGUACAAAGGGACGAGAUUCACAGGUUGAUAGCAUCGCUACCUGUUUUCACACAGAGGCUUUUGGUGUUGUUAUUUGGCACCUUUCGCGUUAUCGCAUCUAACAGCGAGAAGGCAAGUACGGGUAUGACAAGUGAAGCGUUAGGCGUCAGUGUCGCGCCGAGUUUCUUUCAUUCGUGCGUAAGCGACGGUAAAACUGCCAAAAUGGAGGACGUGAUACGCUUCAAGGCCGAAGUUAACGUGGCGACUAGAGUCAUGAAACAUUUAAUAGAAGAAUUUGCGUCGGCCGACCUGUUCGGGCGCGAGAAUUAUGAAUUUUACGCUCGCGUAACAGGCCGCGUCUUGCGUGUACAGGGUGAGUGGAUAUGUUCAUUUCAAUAUCCCCCACCGCCACCUAAGGGUCAUUCUGCACAGCAACUGUAUGCUAGUGAGUAUGCAGCUUUGGAACGUUAUUUGCUGGGACAACUGUCGUUAGAGGCAGAAAAGACUUGGUUGCAGUGCGAAUGCGAACGUUGGCACCUCAAAUAUGGAUUGGAAGCCGUUGAAAAAGGACAGUCGACUCCGGCUUUAGCGGAAGCGGGACUUCAACCACAAACUGCAAGCACAUCACUGGGUAUUAUAACUGAGCACACCCUUCUCGAAUCGUGCACGCGUCUGUCAAUCUCCUUGGAACAAAAUGGAAUUUACAAGGUGGGGAACAAUUCAAACACUUCCAGUGAAAGCCAUUCAUCACCGUCUGCAUUAAAAAUGACUUUAGACGAACUGAGAGCAGUGAAUCGGUACGCCGAGAGCACCCGUAGUUUAAGCUACCUACCUCAGGUACACGAGCGUCAGCGAGCUCGUAUGUUGACGCGUUCACAAUGGUUUCUAACACCAUCAGUUGAAUGUACAAGUUGUGGAGGAUCGUUAGAUCUCGCUUUAGCAGAUGCUAACGUUUCUGCACUUACGAAUGCUCUGCUUCGAAAAUCAUCAUCUGGUACAAUAGUAGGAGCAGUUGGGUUAUCCCUUAGCGCUGAAUCAAUUCAACGUAAACCUAGCAUUCGCCGCACAAACUCCCGAGAUAAACGCCACUAUCUGCACCGAUCCAACAGUAGAAGGAACAAAGAAAACGGCUCCAGAUCUAACAGUUUCAAAACACGAAAUUCCAGUUCAAGACCAGGAAGUUUUAAAAUAAAAUCACGAUCGAGCAGCUUUAAGGGUAAAAGUGAACUCUGUUCGUGUCCAAGUCCGGGUUCGGUCGAAGAGAAACUCGAAGACAUUGUUAAGCUAUCUUCGGGACAUACCGAAACUAUCUGCGUCAAAUUGACAUACAAACCACGAAUUUAGAAGUUACUUUCUAUUUUUAUUAAUAAGAAACAGACCAAACAAAGUUAAUUAAAGAAGACUGCAUUCCAAAAAUUUUACGCAUUUAUUGUUAUAUAGCUUUAAAGUUUAGCUUUUUUUUAUAUAUAUUUUGGUAUUUGUAAAAAAUGUACGAAAUGACAUAUAUAACAUUGCCAGGUAUUUGAGACAUGCAUCACAUAGUCUUUUUGUUAUUUGACUCGAUUUAAUAUGGGUCCCAUGUUAAAUCAGUUAAAU
This is a messenger RNA of Photinus pyralis (common eastern firefly), 2420 nucleotides long. RefSeq lists its product as uncharacterized. Gene Ontology annotation, biological process: signal transduction. Bases 432 to 2168 code for a protein of 578 amino acids. Gene Ontology annotation, molecular function: GTPase activator activity. The transcript is spliced from 11 exons. The record is from RefSeq and is a predicted model, not a curated record. Lineage: Eukaryota; Metazoa; Arthropoda; Insecta; Coleoptera; Lampyridae.